Athalia rosae (coleseed sawfly) is the source of this 2352-nucleotide messenger RNA. Its product is annotated as glycerate kinase. Bases 198 to 2147 code for a protein of 649 amino acids. Gene Ontology annotation, molecular function: glycerate kinase activity. Gene Ontology annotation, cellular component: cytoplasm. Lineage: Eukaryota; Metazoa; Arthropoda; Insecta; Hymenoptera; Athaliidae. The transcript has a single exon. The record is from RefSeq and is a predicted model, not a curated record. Gene Ontology annotation, biological process: protein phosphorylation.
UGAUUAUUUUCAGUGGUUAGGAUAGAGUGUUAUCAGAUAAUCCCAAUUGGUCUCGAGAAUCAGACAAUCGAAAAUGUACUAGUUAUAAAAUCUAAUCAAACAAUAAUUCGGUUCUCGCCCAAUUGGAUUUCUAAUAGCCUGUGUUUCAACGAUUUGAGGUAUGUUCAGUUGUCACAACAAUUGACUCGCAGCAGAUAAUGUUGGUUGGUUCUUGUUUGAUUAACCUUUUGAAAUUCGGAAAAUCAAAGAUCAACUCCUUCCUCAGCAUGUCGACCAAAGUAACACCUUUAGACGAAGUUAGGAAUUGUAUGGGAGAAAUUUUUGUUAAGGGGGUCGAAGCUGUGCUUCCUCGUAACCUUAUAGAGAAUCGACUGAAGCUUGAAGGAGACACGCUGUUUGUUGGAGAACAGAGUUUUCAGCUUCUUCCAAAUGUUUAUUUAAUUGGAUUUGGUAAAGCAGUAAUGAACAUGGUACCAGGGAUUGAAAGAAUACUUGGUACCCGUUUAAAGAAAGGCAUCAUCAGUGUACCAAAGGGUGCCAUGGAGACUAUCUGGAAAGUACAAGACUUUGCAAACUUUCCAAAUCUUCAUGGACCAAUAAAAUAUAGAGAAGGAGCCAAGAACAAUCAGCCGGAUACAGACAGCGUGUCCACUACACAUGACAUUAUGGAUUUAGUAGAGGGACUGCAACAAGGUGAUACUUUAAUUGUAUUAAUAUCUGGCGGUGGUUCAGCUUUACUUUGUAUGCCCAGACCGAUGCUUGAAUUAAAAGAAAAGCAGGCAUUAUGCAAGAGACUUCAGGAUGCUGGUGCAGACAUAAGAGAAUUAAAUAGUGUGAGAAAGCAGUUGUCUAUGGUGAAAGGAGGAGGAUUAGCUCAGUUAGCUUAUCCUGCAUCUGUAAUUAGUUUAAUAUUAUCGGAUAUUGUAGGAGAUCCAAUUGCAGAAAUUGCCAGUGGACCAACUGUAUAUAGUCCUCAAUCACCUGAUGAAAUAACAGGCAUUUUAAAGAAAUAUGGGCUAUUUGAUGAUCUCGAUUGGAAUAUAAAAACUGCUAUUGCAUCUAAGAAUAAUAUAAAUAGCAAAGAUUUGCUGAAUGCAAACCAGCAAUUUAAACAUGUGCAUAAUAUUAUCAUUGGCAACAAUUCUAUUGCAAUAGAAGCAGCAAAGACUGAAUCACUCAAACGAGGUUUUAGUCCAAUUAUACUACGAAAAGAUGUUGAGGGAGAUGUGAGUAAUGUUAGCAUAGCAUAUGUAACUGUGGUAAAUUUGAUAUGCAUGGCGCUGGAAAAAUCUUUAGACAGAGAAUCUUUUUUCACUGCUAUUAAGCAAGUGCCAAUCAUGAGUUUGUCCGAAAAAACUAUUGAUCAUAUCUAUGAUGUUGUUGAGGAUGUUACUGGACAAGGAAUUAUAUUAAUUGGUGGUGGUGAGCCAACUGUAAUAGUACGAGGGAAUGGCGUUGGUGGUCGUAAUCAACAACUCGCACUCCAGUUUUCUUUAGACUGGAUGGCAAAAGUGAAAGAGAACCCACAUCUGACCAAAUAUGAUGUAGUCUUCUUAAGUGGGGGAACUGAUGGGCAGGAUGGCCCUACCGAUGCAGCUGGGGCAUUUGGUUACCCAGCAAUCGCUCCAAUUAUUUAUAAUAUACGGAAUGAAUUACAAGUUCAAGUGCAACAGACAGUGUCAAGAGAGAUGAAUCGGCAAAAUACUAUUGUGAACAAAAGAGUUGAACAAAAUGAAUCCAUUGAUGAUGAAUCAAAUGACAAACAUCAAGAGUCACUUGUACUGAAACUUGAAGUAAUUGAAAAAAUUUUACCUGAGAAUGUCCUAGAUAAUAAUGACGCGUACAAUUUUUAUUCUCGUUUUAAAAAAGGCAAAGAUUUAUUAAAAACCGGGCUUACAGGUACUAAUGUUAUGGACUUACAUAUUAUUUCUAUCACAAAAAGGGGAUGUGCUUGUCGCGUGGAUUUUGAAAUUGAUUCUAAAUGCCCAGAUUCACUCGAUGAACAUAAUUUAGAUGUGGAUUCAGUAGCCAUUAAAACGCAACAAACAGAAACUUAUGAUAUUUCUCAAGAAUCUAAAUUACUAAAUCUAAAAGUCUUGGAUGAUACUUUGGAAGACUCCUGCUGCAACAGGGCGAGGAAAGAGUAAAAAACUUACUUCGUAUCUUUGAAAAGAACCGUUUUAUUUCAGAAAAUAUAUAAUUUAUCAAAUGGAUAUUUACAAUCCCAUCAGGUCACAAGAAGCGUUGACAAAUGAUAUAUUUGGAAUGUAGUUCACAUGAGCACAACUUUACUAGAAGUUGUCGCUGUAGACUACUGACAUAAUAUAGGAAAAUAAAAGCAAUUUGAUUCAG